This is a messenger RNA of Pongo pygmaeus (Bornean orangutan), 11138 nucleotides long. It is a transcript of the gene NR2C2, whose product is annotated as nuclear receptor subfamily 2 group C member 2. The record is from RefSeq and is a predicted model, not a curated record. NCBI's taxonomy places the organism in Eukaryota, Metazoa, Chordata, Mammalia, Primates, Hominidae. Gene Ontology annotation, biological process: regulation of DNA-templated transcription. The transcript is spliced from 18 exons. Gene Ontology annotation, molecular function: DNA-binding transcription factor activity; zinc ion binding; sequence-specific DNA binding. Bases 302 to 2125 code for a protein of 607 amino acids.
CGCGGCCCCCGGGCUCCCGCCAUCCGCCGACGCCGGGAGCCCGGGCUCCCCGCGCCCUGCCCUCCGCGCCGGGGGCCGCCCGCCGCAGACACGGGACCCCCUUCGAGGCCGCUUUGGCGCCAAAUCCUGAGGACCGCCUAUGGCUGCGGUAGCAGUGAGAGAAGCUCUCAGAAGGUGCACAUUCCUCCUUGUUCAUUUUUAAGCAGCUUCCAAAGCUGCUGUUGAUGAUGCCUGAUGCUGCUUUGAAGGCAGAAAACCAACAGUGAGAUCAAGAAUUGUUCUCUAAUGAUCUUGCUUCACCAUGGCUACAAAUAUGGAGGGGCUGGUUCAGCACAGAGUGGGGACCCAGCAGGUGGCUGAGGUAACACGUACACAGACUUCUCGGCCGGAAUCUCCAGGGAUGACCAGCCCCUCCCCACGCAUCCAGAUAAUCUCCACCGACUCUGCUGUAGCCUCACCUCAGCGCAUUCAGGGCUCUGAACCUGCCUCUGGCCCAUUGAGUGUUUUCACCUCUUUGAACAAAGAGAAGAUUGUCACAGACCAGCAGACAGGACAGAAGAUCCAGAUAGUCACCGCAGUGGACGCCUCCGGAUCCCCCAAACAGCAGUUCAUCCUGACCAGCCCAGAUGGAGCUGGAACUGGGAAGGUGAUCCUGGCUUCCCCAGAGACAUCCAGCGCCAAGCAACUCAUAUUCACCACCUCAGACAACCUCGUCCCUGGCAGGAUCCAGAUUGUCACGGAUUCUGCCUCUGUGGAGCGUUUACUGGGGAAGACGGACGUCCAGCGGCCCCAGGUGGUAGAGUACUGUGUGGUCUGUGGCGACAAAGCCUCCGGCCGUCACUAUGGGGCUGUCAGUUGUGAAGGUUGCAAAGGUUUCUUCAAAAGGAGUGUGAGGAAAAAUUUGACCUACAGCUGCCGGAGCAACCAAGACUGCAUCAUCAAUAAACAUCACCGGAACCGCUGUCAGUUUUGCCGGCUGAAAAAAUGCUUAGAGAUGGGCAUGAAAAUGGAAUCUGUGCAGAGUGAACGGAAGCCCUUUGAUGUGCAACGGGAGAAACCAAGCAAUUGUGCUGCUUCAACUGAGAAAAUCUAUAUCCGGAAAGACCUGAGAAGUCCCCUGAUAGCCACUCCCACGUUUGUGGCAGACAAAGAUGGAGCAAGACAAACAGGUCUUCUUGAUCCAGGGAUGCUUGUGAACAUCCAGCAGCCUUUGAUACGUGAGGAUGGUACAGUUCUCCUGGCCACGGAUUCCAAGGCUGAAACAAGCCAGGGAGCUCUGGGCACACUGGCAAAUGUAGUGACCUCCCUUGCCAACCUAAGUGAAUCUUUGAACAACGGUGACACUUCAGAAAUCCAGCCAGAGGACCAGUCUGCAAGUGAGAUAACUCGGGCAUUUGAUACCUUAGCUAAAGCACUCAAUACCACAGACAGCUCCUCUUCUCCAAGCUUGGCAGAUGGGAUAGACACCAGUGGAGGAGGGAGCAUCCACGUCAUCAGCAGAGACCAGUCGACACCCAUCAUUGAGGUUGAAGGCCCCCUCCUUUCAGACACACACGUCACAUUUAAGCUAACAAUGCCCAGUCCAAUGCCAGAGUACCUCAACGUGCACUACAUCUGUGAGUCCGCAUCCCGUCUGCUUUUCCUCUCAAUGCACUGGGCUCGGUCAAUCCCAGCCUUUCAGGCACUUGGGCAGGACUGCAACACCAGCCUGGUGCGGGCCUGCUGGAAUGAGCUCUUCACCCUCGGCCUGGCCCAGUGUGCCCAGGUCAUGAGUCUCUCCACCAUCCUGGCUGCCAUCGUCAACCACCUGCAGAACAGCAUCCAGGAAGAUAAACUUUCUGGUGACCGGAUAAAGCAAGUCAUGGAGCACAUCUGGAAGCUGCAGGAGUUCUGUAACAGCAUGGCGAAGCUGGAUAUAGAUGGCUAUGAGUAUGCAUACCUUAAAGCUAUAGUUCUCUUUAGCCCCGAUCAUCCAGGUUUGACCAGCACAAGCCAGAUUGAAAAAUUCCAAGAAAAGGCACAGAUGGAGUUGCAGGACUAUGUUCAGAAAACCUACUCAGAAGACACCUACCGCUUUAGGCAGGAAAAUUGUUCAGAUCUGCCAAAGGUCAGAAUGCAUUUGUAGGCUUUCCAGCCAAGGAUGGAAGAGUGCUGCUUUCCUGUGACAACUUCUGACCUACCAGAAGCUACAUGAAUUUCUGAGACCCUUUCAAGUAAAGUAUUUCCUAUUUCCCUCCCCACCAUGUCCCCCUAAAAUAAACAUUGGAACAAAAUUGACAGCCUGGGAAGACACACGGGCCUACCUUCCCGACGUGUGUCCUCUGCACAGACCUCAGUCUCCAGGAGCCCCAUGGAACACAGAUGCCCCUGGGGGCUUCCCCUUCUGGCCCAGUGCUUCUCAAAUGAUUUUGCCCCCCGGCAGGGUAACCAGCUCUUAGUCUUUCAGCGCUAAAACCAGGACAGUCCCAGUCAUUUCUCUGGUGUGACUGGGGGUGUCUUAUGGCUGGCUGGUCCUGCUGGUAGACAAGAGCCUGCUUCUCCUUUUGGCACACUUCUAUUGCCUAGAUGUGGCUUUUAUAAAAGCAAGAUCCAUUUUCUACUGGAAUCAUCGAAGACUUCAUCAUGAAUCUAGAAUAACUUCAGCCGCAAUACAUAGAGAAUGGGACUGUCAGGGAAUGCACCCACAUCCAGAAUUUAUACAUCCAGCCAGGUGUACAGUCAGGUUGUCCUCCUAGGAGGCCACAGGCCUGCUCCCCCACAAUUCCCAUGGCCAAAAGAUGGCUGGAAAUGGCCCUCUGGGGCUACUGGCAGAGCCACAGCACACCCAAGAAUCACUUUCACAUCAGCAAUUCUGUGGCCUUGGAAAGUAGAUAUAAUGUGUCUGAAAACAUCAUGAGUCACUCCUGUCCAGUCAGGGACCCAGGGUUGGGUAGGGUGACAGGUUACUUGGAGCCCAAAAUGUUAAGGGAGGCUUUCAUAUAGGGCUCAGAAAUUCACUCAAGAGAUAGUUCUCAAAGAAAAGGCCCUAGAGUGUUUUACAUCCUGUUUGCAUAUUCAUUUUUUCUUUAUCUUGAUAUUUACUGUCUGGAAUAUCCAUUUUUGACUCUUCCCCAUCCUUGUGCCUUUUCUCAUAUUGAUUAUUCCUCCUGAAAUGCCUCCCAUCCCUCCCCAUUCUUUGUAUCUCUGCUGAUAAGAAUCUUAGCCAGCCCCUAAGGCCCAGCUGAGAUGGCAGUUCCCUUACACCUUUGUGUGCCCUGCAAGAUUGGAGCACAGCGACUCAUUGUGGCUGAGUGAAUGGAUGCUGGUGCUGGAAUGGAUGCUGGUGCUGGAAUGCUACCUGCAUAGUAUGAAUACAUUUUCCCAUUUUAAAAAUAAGCCGUAUUCACUCUAGAAAAAUUUAGAAUGUUCUAAAAAGGAAAAAGAAAACUUUUUAAAAAGCACUAUCCAGGGGCAGGGUGUGGUGACUCACACCUGUAAUUCCAACACUUUGGGACACUGAGCAGGAUUGUUUGAGCCCAGGAGUUUGAAACCACCCUGGGCAACAUAGUGAGACCCCAUCUCUAUGAGAAAAAAAAUGAAAAAUUAGCCAGGUGCGGUGGUGUGCACCUGUAGUCCCAGUUACUCAGAAGUCUGAGGUGGGAGGCUCACUUGAGCCUGGGAGGUUGCGGUUGCAGUUGCAGUGAGCUGUGAUCACGUCACUCCAUUGCAGCCUGGAUGACAGAGCAAGACGCUAUCUCCAAAAAACAAAAACAAAAAAGCACUAUCCAGAGAUACCUACUAUUAACAUCUUGCGAAUUCACUUAUAGAAAUUUUUUAUGUAUUGUAAUUGGGAUCAUAAAAUACCAAAGGUUUUGUAACCUUUUUUCAUGUAAUAUACAAUAACAAUACGUACUCUUCUUCAUUUUCUGUGGUUCCUAUUUCCCUGCUAAUGAAAAGGUAGGGUGUUUCCGGUUUGGGCUGUCACACACGGCACUGCAGUAGAGUCCUGGCACAUGCUCCACUUACUCACCUGGGAUUCAGUCCUGGCUGGGGAAUGGCCUGGUCACGUGGGACACCUGAGAUACACAGUGUUCAGUGGCCCUCCAGGGCAGUGUCGUGGUGCACCCUCCACCCCAAGUUUCUUCAAAAUGAAAGCUAUUUUACUACUUUAUUUAUAAUCCUAAAUGAACACUGGAAAUUAGAGCAGUACAAAAAAAUAAGAAAAAAUCUCGCCUCACAUCCCAAUACCCAGAGCCCAACUGUUAGCAUUGUGGUGAACAUUUUCCUAAUACUUUAUAUACACAUCUAUACUUGCUGUUUUAUAAUCUCCUUUUAAAUUUUUAUUAAGCAAUACGUCAUGGAUGUCUUUCCUGAUCAGUAAAUACAGAUUUGUAUUAUCGUUUUUUAAAUGAGUCUCUAGCAGUUCAUCAUAUGAAGACUCCUGUUUUAUUUUAACCUGUCCUCUGUUGAUGAAUUUCCAGGUUUUCUCUUGGUGGGGGUGAGGAGAGUUGGAAUAAACGAGUGAAGGGAACAUACCUGUACAUACAUUUUGUACUCAUUUGGUUUUUUCUCAUGAUAAAUUUCUAUAAGAGGAACUGUUGAAAUCAGAAAAGAGAGGUGGGUGGAUGCCGGAUCCAUUUGGUUUGAUUCUGUGCAAUACAGACAGGACCCCAGGAGCCUUUGCUGACCUGUGGUUGAAGGGCAUCAAACAGUCUCCUUUUCUAAUGACACUCCUUUUAUAGAUUGGCCCGGAUCCUUGUUCGCCUGCCGGCACUCAGGCUGAUGAGCUCCAACAUAACAGAAGAACUUUUUUUUACUGGUCUCAUUGGCAAUGUUUCGAUAGACAGCAUAAUCCCCUACAUCCUCAAGAUGGAGACAGCAGAGUAUAAUGGCCAGAUCACCGGAGCCAGUCUAUAGCGCACACCACACACCUGCUAAGGAGCAACAGAAUCCUCCCGGGACCGUUCACGUACAAAGAAAAGAAAAGUAGUGGUAUUUUGGUAUGUGCAAAUAUUUCCAUAUGUUAGCCAUUUCCUGUCUGGUUUCUCCUUAUCUGUUAAUCCCAGACAAUAGCAAUUAAAAGACUAGUAGGAUCCUUUCCUGACAUAAGAAAUGUUUUAAUGCCUUUUGAUGAAGCAGCAGAUUUUGGAACAAUCUUUUAACUCAAUUUGUAUUUAGAAAUUCUCAAAGGGCAAAAAACAAAAAAAAGGUUUUAUAAUGUCAGAGACUAGUAUUAAAGAAAACUGAAAGAACCUAAGAGAAUAGUAUGUGUGUAUAUAUAUAUAAAAAAAGUCCUUGGAAUUAUAGAUACUAAUUACCAGGGUAAUAAUAUUAGCACUUUCUAAGCACUUAUCAAUAUGUAAUGUUAGCAACAUCUUGCCUAUGGGCAGGGCAAAUGGAAAACUGUAUAUGUCUUUUGCCGAAAUGCUAAUGAUUUCUGUGAAAACUCACUAGGGUACAGGAGACAAUCAUUUAUGUUUAAGAAAAGAUGGCAUCAUUCCUAAUUGUGUGCACAUGUUGUGGAGUUGAGCUGAAUUCUGUGAAUGGAAACGUGGCUCAUUUGCAUCAUGCAGUAAGUGGGAGUGUGGUAGCACAGUCGGUGGUGACCCAGUUCAGAAGGUUCUAGCCAUAGAGCAGACACUUGUCAGGUUCCCUGACUACUUGGUCCUGGUCUCUGAUGGGCAUCUGCAGACUCCUCUCGAACCUGGGGUUCUCCUCUGAUGACUGGUUAUCUGAAUUGGAUUGCAACUAGUCAGACAUUAACUGCCAAAUGAGAUGUACAGUUCCUCCAGCAAGUGAAAACAUCCCCAAGUCACAUCCAUCGCUCGUGGCAGAUAGAGCCUUGUGACCAAAAAGCGCAAGGUGGGCAUUUUGAGCUCUUGACAGUACUUCCGAUACAAUUGGGGGUGCUUGUGUGUUUGUCCAGAUGGAGGGAGUGUGGCCUUGGAGUGUGAGGGUUACCUUCCCAGGGCUUUCCACUCCAAAUGCCCCCUUGAAAAGGGUUCGUGUUUUUGCAGCUCCAUCAGAACUGUGAGGCUGGACUGGGGCUGGGCAGGAGCCUGCUGCCACCUGGCGAGAGUGGUUAGGGCCCGGUAAAGCUGGAUGGAAGGUUUCAGGACAAUUUCUUCCUGUUGACCUUAAAUAUCAGAGAUUUUAAAAAUGUGUGUAGACUCAGCAUCUCUGUUGGCAAGUCUGUUAAUGUUACCAGCACACUGUGCACUUUGGUUCCCCCAGGUGUGUGCCAGCCGACCAUCCCAGAGCAUUUUAAAUGCAGGCUGCUUGCUCCUUAAAAACAACCCUCAAUUUCCAGGGUGAUAGUCUUUCUCAUAAAUUGUAGCAACCAGAGUUUACAGCAAGAACAGAGUAUGCGCUUAAAAGGAAGUUAUGUCUAACUUCAAACACCCAUAAAUUCCCACGGAUGUGAAUAUAUAGCAAGCUUUUCCUGUUUGAGAACAGUGGCAUGUGGAAGACCCGGUCAAUUGCUUUGUCUUUUGCUUUUUAAAUAGUCCAGAUUAAGAAAAUACACCCUGUUGGGUUAAAUUUGCCUCUCUUGAUUUGUUAAUCAGAUGAUAUCUAAAAAGAUCCCUGGACACUCCCCUGCCUCACAGGUGCUCUGAUCUGGCUCAGGCUGGUGCCACACGUGCUCCACAGGGGUGCAGUCUGGCCAGCUACAGACGCCCCUGUGGUGCCACAUUGGACAGAAUGGAAGCUGCAGGCUCAAGGCAGAACAGGAUGCUUGAUCCUGAAGGGUUAGCAGCACUUUACGCAAGUCAUUGUUAGUAGGGUAAGUGGGAACAGUGUUUCCAAGGAUUUAAUUAUAUCAUUUUAUAAUUCUUGCCUUGGCAGCAAAUUUCGGAGAGUAGUGGGGGUGGCCAUUAUAAAAUGAUGGAAAGGAUUUAAUUUUGCCAGCUUAAAGUAAUUUUUAUUUUUCUAACCCUGAUGUGUUUUCAGUUUCAAAAUUAAGACAAAAAACCAGCUGAGACAAUGGAAUUAGGGCAGGUUUGUUUCAUUUCUGCUUGUGAAGGAUUUUAAUAGCAGGCAUCCUGAAGCUCAGCUGUGCCUCUAACACAGAUUGUUGCCUGCCUUCUGUCGUUUUGAUUCUUGAGAGUGGUCAUGAGGGCCAUGUUGCAGUUCCCUGGGAAUAUAAGCGUAACAGCUUUCAGAUCCCAAUUCUUGGUGUUGGUGAAAAGGUCUCCACCAGCCCCUCCUCUCAUUCCCAGGUCAUUCAGUGGCAGCCAGUAGGCCGCUUAGACUCAGGUUGGAUAAGGAAGUGUCGGGCUCUGGUCAACCUUGCAGAAAACGUGAUUUUGCUUGGAAAGGUGCUGAUUCUAACCUGGUCCUGCUCUUUAAGUCCCCUUGCUGGUGAUGGCUGAUUCCAGGGACUGUUUUGGGCUUUGAACACCUCUUGGUUGGUUUCUGAGAUCCUCUUGGCCUUACUUUGAAGUGGCCUUUUCUUUAAGGAUCAUGUCCACAUAACCUGAAUUCUUGCUGCUUGAACUCAUUUCAAGCCUUUGAUUGCAGGUUCAUUUCAUCUCCUGUCAGGUUGGUUAAGGAAAGUCAGCCCAAAGUCAAGAAUUACUUAAAGAGAUGCAAACCAAAUAUUUGGGCUCCAACUUUCACAGGGCUUAUAGCCCUUGUUAGCAGUUUGUGAAACUUUGGGUUCAUGAAGUGAGACCUGUCCUCUGGCUACUGAACUCCAUGGAGCCACGUUCAUGCUCCCUCUUCUACUGGCCUGGCCGCUCCUCCCUCAGUGAGGAGAGGCAGCUGGCUCAGAGAGGUGGGAAAGACACAUGCUGUCAUCAGUUAAGUGGGCUCUUUUCCAGAAGUAUCUCAGAUAAUGUUGGGUUAAGACAGAUAGAUGUUGAAAAUGGUGGAGAUCAUUACACAUUAGCAUAAAGCAGGACAGGAAGAGAUUUUUUGAAGACCAAAUUAGUUGAGCAAGUAAUACUUUUCAAGUUACUCCUGGAAGGUGUUUUUAAGGAAGUGUGUUACCUACCAUAGUCUCCUAAUUUAACAUUUCUGUCCUGAGGGGUUACAUUAUUUAUUGUCUAACCCUUGCCAUAAGGCUGUGGUUUGAGGUUCUUUUGCUGUUCUGGGCUUUAUAUUUAAUUUCCAGUGUAGUCACUUCUAAGAUGUGUAAUUGCCCUCAAGAGGGACUGAUUUUUAGCUUGUCAUUGUCAGUAUUGAAUGUGGACUCUUCUGAGGCAGUUAGGACACCAGCCAUGGUGUUAACAGUGGAUGCGUUAGGCUCCCUAAUCUCAAGGCAAUAUCCACGCUACACACAUACUUAGCUGUCUUACUUGUUUGGGGGAUAGUUAUGGCAAGGAGCAAAAAAUUCUAAGGACUCUAGCUGUUUCUAGUGCUUUUACUUUCAUAGUCCUUUGAGGACAUUUCCUGCAGAGCACUCUUGCUGACAGCCCGCCCUCUGCAGGGCUUCCAGCCCCUGGCCGUAAUCAGCAGUUCAUGCCACAUCUGUACAUCCAUGUUCUGGGACCUGAUCUCACUGGAGUCCAGAAGUUUGUUGCCCACUUUCCAGUGUAAAUGACUUUAUGUGCAAUGGGGUCAUAGGUAACAUUUUAACUCUUCUCUUAGUCCAGGUCAUGGAAAGUCUCAUCAUCUGACAGCCACUUUUCUCCCAGGGAGGGUGGUGCCCAUUGGGCCCUGGGAAUGCCUGAGCCAGCAGGGAAUGCCCCACGUGCUUCCUUUAUCCAGCUUCCAUUCUCUUGGUUAUGAGGCUCUUUGAAAAUGUCUUAACUUUGAUGUAAAUUUUUAAAGCCAACCCCUCAUCAAGACAGGGUUGGUUUGGAUCUUUUGUACACAGGGUCUGGACCUUCUCAUUGUGUGCCUCCCACCAGCGUGCACUUCGCAUGUCCGGCCCUGGGUCCCUUCAGCAGCCAUUUGUGCGUGUACAGGUUUCUAGGCUGUAAGACUGAAUGAAUGUACAUGUGUUUAUAUCCUCUCUAUGUACAGUGUAUAUAGUGUGUGUAUGUGUACAUAGAUGUAUAUUAUGUAUACAGACAUGUAUCCAAACUUUCCUUAUGUUUUAAAGAGAGUUUUUCAUAAAGUUGCUAAUGUAAACUGAUGUAGGUGUUGCAAGGUCCCUCGGCAGGGAAGAUUUGCUGGUGAUUUUCUUCACUCCAUUUUCCUUUGGGUGAGCCUGCCUGGGAAGGGCCGUGAAGUCAGAAUCUCCACUCUGCAAAAGGAAGAAUUCCAGGCAGAAGAGGUUCUGACAGGGUGACAUUUCCCUAUAUUCUCUAGGUUCAGACAAGAGCCAGGAAGCUGGAAGACAGUUUAUCUUAAUAUCCAAAACUAAGUGGGAAUUUUUAACCUUUUCAUGCACCUAUUCAUGGCCCUACCUUGAAGGAACUUAGCAGUUGGGUUGAGCCAUCAGCCUUCCCAGCUAUUCAGCUCUGUUGAGUAGCCCAGAGACAGGCGUCACAGUCAGAGAUUCAGAACGGUCCGUGUCAGUGAGGCCUGACUCCCAAAGAUGGUAGCAAUUUCCCAGGCUUGCGCUGUGCUCAGUCAGCAAGAUGUGGGGCACUGUCCUAUGACUGAACAAAUAGUAAUUCCCAUCUUUCUAUCGCCAGUUAAAAAUAAACAACCUACCAAGUAUUAUUCUUUAAAACUAAGCAUGGAUGUUGAUGGCUAACUUUUGUGGCAUAUAAGCUACAGAUCUCAAGUUACUUCUCUAACUGUAAGCAUGUAAAUGACUUUAACUCCUUUCUAUAAGUUAUGAUUUUAAAUUUUCAGAUAAGAAUUGCAUUUUAAUAUGGAUAUGUGUGCCCUUAAAAGCUACAGAUACCAAAUUUUCCUUGUCCAGGUCUAUUCGGAUGAAUUUUCCCCCUUAAUCUGGCCUUAAACUGAGACGGCCCUUGAGAGCCAGGGCCUGGCCCAGCAGUAGUUGCUCAUAGACCUGGGAAGCAGGGGCCUGCUGGAAGGAAUCACUGGAUUGCUGCAAAAACUCACAUAAUCCACAGGUUACUCUUUUUCUUUUUAAAAUAAGUUAUCAAAAUGUUUUAAAAACAGUUUAUGAGACCAUAGUACUCAGUGCCUUUUGUGAGACAGUGGGUCAUUUAGCCUUCAGCUUCCCUGUUUUUGAUGUAGAGAAAGCUUCUGUUUCACUGGCCUCAUCCCACAAGAUUGUGCGACCUUUCCCCGUCAUAGCCUGUCGUGACAAUCACGCUAUUGAAAGUGGCUUUCUAGUUAAAAUGCAGUUGGAAACUUGACAGUCUCUAAAUGAAUUAAAAUAAAAAGUUUCCUUUGGGGCUAUUUAGCUUAACAGCAGUCUACAAAUAAUUAAAGUGUGAGCUUAAGAAAAGUAUCUUUGGGGGGAGAAAAAUGUCAGAUAUUUUUAAUGCCCAGCUAUAAAUAAUUUUGGUGUCUUGAUAUUUAUACAUGCAAAAUAGAAAAAAAUGUUCAACAUUUAUUGAUUGAUAGACUGUUAAAAUUUAAUGUUUGGAAUAACAUUUGGAAGUAGUAGACUUUGCAUUAAAAAAUGGCUUUUCUUUAGGAAAGUAUAAUCAAUUAUUUUAAUGACCAUAGCAUUCAUGGACUCAAAUGCUGCUGCCACACACAACUCAAGUGCUGGAAUAUUUUUCUACAGUCUCUCUGUUCUAUGGAUUAUCUUGUAAACCAGUGUUCAACUAGUUUUAUAACUGAAAAGCUGCACAUUUUUCACAGUACAAGCCGUAGUUUUUACCUGUAGUUUGGACUUCUCUGUUAGAAUGUAACUGCAUUACCAGCCCUUUUAAACGCAUCUAUCAAAGGAAAAUUUGGGUGUUAGAUUUUCUUGGGACCGUUUCUGUAACCUUUGCCCUUCACAAUAUAGAAAAUAUUGGUUUUGCCAUUACAUUUUAAUGCCAGGUUUAAAACCUGUUGAAAGCUGCAGCUUUAUACAGCUUUCUUCUCCCUGUGAAAUCACUUUGUUUAUGUGAUGGCAUUUAAAAAAUAGCAUGUUCUUUUUAAACUGAAUUUUAUAUCUAAUCAAUGUCUUCAGUCUUGAAGAAGAAUUUGCAUUGUUGUGUUUGUAUAUAGAGUAUUGCAGUGCAUGAAUUAGCUUUAUGCAUUUUAUUAAAUGCUGUUUCAAUGUGGCAUUAUUGUUGUGGCUUAAUACUACUACCUAAAUGAGGUUUAUACUAUUAAAAGUGAAUUAAAGACUA